Messenger RNA from Chenopodium quinoa (quinoa), 1071 nucleotides. RefSeq names its product 50S ribosomal protein L27, chloroplastic-like. The transcript is spliced from 3 exons. Gene Ontology annotation, cellular component: ribosome. The record is from RefSeq and is a predicted model, not a curated record. Gene Ontology annotation, biological process: translation. Gene Ontology annotation, molecular function: structural constituent of ribosome. Bases 164 to 748 code for a protein of 194 amino acids. Lineage: Eukaryota; Viridiplantae; Streptophyta; Magnoliopsida; Caryophyllales; Amaranthaceae.
GAUGCAAUAAUAGCCCACAAAUAAACGGGCCUCCUUCAAAACUACACUCCCUAAUAAGAGCCACAACGAUAAGGUAACGCUUUCUCUCUCAUCAUCUGUUCAUCUUCUUUGAUGAAAUUCACUCCAAAUUAACCUCAAUUCUAGAGCUUCAAACACCUCAACAAUGGCGGUCACUACUGCAAUGAGCUUCAAUCUAAUCGCUUCAUUUAGAGGAAUUUCAUUGACUUCAAGCUCUUCAUCAUCCUUCCUUAAAGGCGAAUUUGGAGCUUCUUCUCUUUCUCUUCCUAAAAAAUCUCCUCUCUCAGUUUCGCCAUUUCCAUUGACGAUUGAAUCUGCUCACAAAAAAGGAGCUGGAAGUACUAAGAAUGGUCGAGAUUCUAAAGGUCAGAGGCUCGGUGUCAAGAUUUAUGGCGACCAAGUUGCUAAACCUGGCGCCAUUAUUAUUCGUCAACGAGGAACUAAGUUCCAUCCGGGGAAGAAUGUUGGACUCGGCAAGGACCAUACAAUCUUUGCUCUAAUUGAUGGAUUAGUGAAGUUUGAGAAGUUUGGUCCUGACAAGAAAAAGGUGAGUGUUUACCCACGAGAAGUACAGCCUGAAAACCCCAACAGUUACAGAGCAAGGAAAAGAGAGGCUUUCAGGCUACAGCGUGAGAAGAGGAAGGCAAGAAGGGAAGGAUAUUCUAUCGAACCACAGCUCAUUCUGGCAUCUGCUGCCUCUGAAAAUGCUGAUGAUAAUCCAGUCUGCUGAUGACCUGCUUAGACGGUUUAAAAUUUGGUUUUGCAUCCUAUUUCCCUCUUUUUGGCAUGGUUUUCAAUUAGUUGUUGUAACCAAGUUUGUCACCACAUUAAAAGUUUACCCUCCAAUGUCUAUUGUAGAUCUUUUUCACAAAUGCAGAUAUGUACUACUUUGAUUAAAAGCUGUUAGAAUUAAGUAUUUGCCAAUUCUAAAUCGGAAGGCGGCUGACAAUUAAGAGGUUUUUGGAACAUUGGAUCUAAAGUACUGAAAUGUAUAGCACUUUUAUUGUAUCACAUUUUAAUAAUUUCAGUUUUACGUUUAUUCUGCUAGUUCUU